Messenger RNA from Auxenochlorella protothecoides, 726 nucleotides. RefSeq lists its product as hypothetical. Bases 1 to 726 code for a protein of 241 amino acids. The record is from RefSeq and is a predicted model, not a curated record. NCBI's taxonomy places the organism in Eukaryota, Viridiplantae, Chlorophyta, Trebouxiophyceae, Chlorellales, Chlorellaceae. The transcript has 3 exons.
AUGAGGGAGGUGGAGGAGCAGGCCUCGGAGGACGACGAGCUGGCCAGCCUGAUCCAGGGCGCGGAGGACGACCCCGAGGAGAUCCAGCGCCGGCUGCAACGCGCAGGCGUGCCCGCGCCGCCCUCCGCCUCCACCCUGGGCGACAUCCUGGAGCGGCGGCGGGCGGGCGAGUCGCGCCCCGUGGCCGUCAAGUUCCGGAACGUGGACCAGUUCGACCUCUGGAUCUGGCUGGAGCUGUACACGGCGCCGGCCCCGGCCGCCGUAGCCAUGGUGCAGGAGGUGGUCAACUCCUGGUACCUGCUGGGCCGGCUGGGCGCGUACAACGCCUCCUCCAUGCACGUGCUGUACGCCUCGCAGUACGACCUGAGCCACAUGCGCUACGGCGAGGACGAGGAGGACGAGGAGGUGGUGGGCUCCGCGCCGGCGGCCAUGGCAGACAUGGCGGACCUUGAGGUCAAGGGCAACUGGCUCCGCUUCUGGGUGGACCUGGGCACCGCCGACGAGCUGGCGCUGGACAUCCUGAUCAAUGCGCUACGCGCGCUGAGCCUGGACCACCUGGGCAUCAAGACCCUGGUCAUUGGAGGGGUGAACGAGGGCUGGCCCGUGCCAGACCGCCAGCUGCCGGAGAUCACCAUGGACCCCAUGCGGGUGUCGGUCCCGGACUUCAUGGCCGACGAGGAGGAGGACGGGGAGGACGAGGACGAGGACUACAACUACAGGGACUGA